This is a messenger RNA of Erpetoichthys calabaricus (reedfish), 972 nucleotides long. RefSeq names its product signaling lymphocytic activation molecule-like. The record is from RefSeq and is a predicted model, not a curated record. The coding region runs from base 124 to 972 and encodes 282 amino acids. The transcript has 6 exons. NCBI's taxonomy places the organism in Eukaryota, Metazoa, Chordata, Cladistia, Polypteriformes, Polypteridae.
ACUAGCAAUAGAAGACCAGUGAAGCAUAACGAAGAAGCGUUAUACUAUUUUAUACGGAACCUGCCUUGUUGCUGCGGCGCUGACUACAGAGAGCACCGUUUCCUGAUUUGUUCUCACUUUGCCAUGCCUGCAGCAUCGGACUUGCGUCUCCUGAUGACUUUUAAAUGGAUAACCAGAAGAUCCGACUGGAUAAUCUUCAUAAUUGUAUUUGCAGAGUUUUCAUGUGCAUCCAUUAUAGUGACUGGAAUAGUGGGAAGGUUAAUUACAUUAAGUUCUACACCUCUUCCUGAAGUAGAGGCUGAAAUAAUGUGGAUGAAAAAUGACAAUACUAUUGCUAACAAUGCACAAGGUGUAAUAUCAGAUGAAUUAAAGGACAGAAUAAACCUGACCACCAAUGGCUGGACUUUAACAAUCAAACAUCUAAAGAAGGAGGAUGGUGGAGUUUACAAACGUGUUGCCUUUCCAUCAGCAGGAGACCAGAUUCCAACUAUUGAUAUUGAUCUUCAGGUGAUUGACUUACCAACAAUAGUAUUCAAUGUUUCAAAAUCGAGAGAGGAAGGAACCUGCAAAAUAAUUUUGCAGUGCAACAUAAAUAAUGUUACAACCACAAAUUAUACUUGGAUAAAGAAUGGAGAAAUUAUAGCUCAUGGGCAGAGUGAGCAACUGGAAAUGUCCUUGCAUCCUGGAGACAAAGAUAUUAAUUUCACGUGCCUUGUCUCCAGUCCUGUAAACAAUGCAACAGCAACCAUCCUCGAGAGUUGCAAAGGUGACUUCAACUUGGUUAUCAUCAUAUCUGGAAUUGGUGCAUUUAUUGUAAUAUUAAUCAUCAUUCUAGUGUUUUACAUAAAGAAAAAGAGAAAAGCUCAGCAAUUUGAGAACAAACCUGAAACUCUCUACGCAGUAGUCAACAAAAGGUCUGCUCAAGUUUCUGAGGUCUUCAGCUUCGACAUGUGCUCCUUUGUCUGUUCAUAA